UUGCUGUGGGGGAGAGCGGCAUCGGCCCGCCCCGACGCCUCGGAGGUGCUGAGCCAGCACCUGCGGCAGCGCGGCCUGCCUCAUGGGACGUCGUACUGCGUUAAGUACAGCGCGGUGCGCAACGACCAGUUCGGCCUCUCGCACUUCAACUGGUGCGUGGACGGUGCCAACUACCACAUCCUGCGCACCGGCUGCUUCCCCUUCGUCAAGUACCACUGCUCCCGCGCCGCCCCGCAGGACCUGGCGCUGCAGAACGCCGCCUUCACCGCCCUCAAGGUGCUCAACGCCGGCAUCCCAACCUUACUAUAUGGAAUUGGCUCCUGGUUCUUUGUCAGUGUCACAGAGACUGUUCACACCAGUCGUGGCCCGGUUACUAUUUAUUUUCUAAAUAAAGAAGAUGAAGGUGCAAUGUACUGAAAUGGUGCCCUCAAGUACUGUCAGUUGGUGGGUUUCCAUGUUACAGCUGCUACAAGUAUCUGCUCCCGGUGCCUAAAGAGAACUCAAGGCAGCUCUGUAUUUUUAUACGGUGUAUUCUUUCACUUAACACUGUGUCUUCAGGAAGCUUCCUGGAAUUUUUUGGCAAUAGGCUUGUUUUUGGAGAGGAUAGUAAAGUUGAAAAAGUAGAAGCUUUGGGAGAAGAACUAAUAUCUCUGAGAGUGUUAGAAUACAUAAGUACAUAAGUCAGUGACUGGAACUGUUCAAGAAGUUUCUAAUAAUUUAAAAAGGUACAUCUACCAAUGUGGGCAAGGAAGCUGUGAAUCCGUGAGACUUCUCUGAAAGCACUAAACUGCUUAAGUCUCAACUAGUUGGUGUUUUGAAAUGUAAUAGUGGUUACAGUUGUGAGAGGGUUUGGAUGAACCCAUGGCACUGACUGCUAGUGGUACCAGAAGGCUUUCUAGAAAAAAUACCUCUGAGAAGUUUGGGGAAAAAAAAAAAAAAAA
Meleagris gallopavo (turkey) is the source of this 941-nucleotide messenger RNA. RefSeq names its product chromosome 12 C15orf61 homolog (gene C12H15orf61). Lineage: Eukaryota; Metazoa; Chordata; Aves; Galliformes; Phasianidae. The record is from RefSeq and is a predicted model, not a curated record.